Thelazia callipaeda (thelaziosis nematode) is the source of this 318-nucleotide messenger RNA. Lineage: Eukaryota; Metazoa; Nematoda; Chromadorea; Rhabditida; Thelaziidae. The record is from the annotation of a GenBank genome assembly.
AUGAAUAUAACAGCAGUUACAACCAAGCAUCUAUUAAUUUUGUGCUGCUAUGGUGGUACUCCAUUUGUUGACUUCCAUGCCGGAUCAAAUUUAAAAGGAAAAUAUCAAUCAAUGCAUAGCGUUGAUCCGACUGAUUGGAUUGCUAUUGAUACCGCUGGUUCUGAACUCAAUUUAUCAUCAGUAAUUAUUGCACUACCAACUUUGUACAUACCAUCAGAAAUAAAAUUAAAUGCUUGUGAUUUAUUCAAUCUAACUUUCACCGAUACGGAAGAUGAGGCACUAUUCGAAAACAGUAAAGGCGAAAUUAAGUGCAGGUAA